Messenger RNA from Annulohypoxylon maeteangense, 2080 nucleotides. Its product is annotated as FAS1 domain-containing protein. The transcript has a single exon. The record is from RefSeq and is a predicted model, not a curated record. Gene Ontology annotation, cellular component: fungal-type vacuole membrane. Gene Ontology annotation, biological process: macroautophagy. The coding region runs from base 392 to 1852 and encodes 486 amino acids. Lineage: Eukaryota; Fungi; Ascomycota; Sordariomycetes; Xylariales; Hypoxylaceae.
GUUCUACCUAACAACUGCAACUAUCAUGACGCGAAGACGAGGAGAAAUCACAUUACGCCUCGCACGUCUGUCUACCUAGCAGCCUAGGCAGCCGAUAAAUUGAUUCUUUUAUUUCUCAUUCCCCUUUUUUCGUAUGUAUGUAAACCGACAACAUAUCAGAUACGUGCACCUCCUGUGAUUCGAACAUCAGUUACCUAUUCCGGGCUUGACCUACGUCAGCAGCCGCCCAAGUUCCCUUGGCUUGAAAGACAUCGUCUCAUAGGCCUAGACCAACGUAGACUGCUGUACCUAGCCUGCCCGCAUAUAUACUUACAGUUGUCCCGCUUCCGUAAUUCCCGAGCCUUUCAAUUGAUUUCUUCUAUCCAAGUCGUAUCGACGAUAGGUAAUCAAUAUGAGAUAUUCAAAUGCACUCUUGCCAUUCGUGGCAACGGCCGCAGCUAUCGUCAUACCCGAUGAGGCUACCGCACAACAGCUUGUCCUCGACACCGAGAAGAAAGUGGAGAAUACGGCGUCCUCGUGGCGGAAACAGGUCUGUCACGGCGCCAACGCACUUCUCUCAUCCAUCGAAGACACUCUCGACAACGCCUUCGAUGGCCUCGAGCGACAGACAAACAAGCUCAAGGGCAUCGUCGCCGAAGGGUUUGAAAUCGACAUCGGAUCCGAUAUUACCGAUUUCCUCUCUCCGUCCUUGUACAAUGAAGCACCCCGUGGACAACGGGGCUAUUCCACAAACCUAACCGUGUAUCAAACCAUCCGUGCAUCGAACCACACCACCAAGUUCGCCAAGCUCCUCGAUGACUACCCAGAGAUGGUCGACAGACUAAACGGCACAUCCGCCAACAUAACCAUCUUCGUGCCCACCGACGCCGCCUUCGAAAAGAUCCCCGAUCGCGCACGGGACUUCAAGCCACCAAAGGAAUUCAUCGAAAAGCUCAUCAAGUACCACGUCCUACCGGGCUUCUACCCCGCGAGCCGGAUCCUCUCCUCGCACACUCUCCCCACCGCCUUCGAAGAAGAACACCUCGGCAACCGCCCGCAAAGACUGCGCGUAAGCAUCGGUCUCUUCGGGGUGAAGCUGAACUUCUUCACCAAAGUAGUCUACGCGAACCUUCUCGCCUCCAACGGCGCGCUGCACGCCAUCGACAACAUCCUGACGCCCCCUCCCCCAACCAAACUCCUCAUCUCCCUCUUCCCCAGCAAAUUCUCCACCCUCGAGCUCGCCGCCCACAAAUCCGGCUUCAUCCCACACCACCACCACCAUUCCAACACCACCCACCCCGCGCUCACAGGCCUAACCUUCUUCGCGCCGACGAACACCGCAUUCAAGAAACUCGGGCCCCGCGCGAACGCCUUCCUGUUCAACUCCCCGAAGGGCCUGCACUUCCUGCGCGCGCUGCUGAAGUACCACGUCGUCGCGAACGAGACGCUGUACUCCGACGCGUACUACGGGCACCAGAAAGUGCCUUCUGAUUCCGCUGAGUUCGGCGGGGAGGUAGGUGAACAUACGGCAGACGGACACUUCCACAUCGAUCUACCGACGCUGCUGGGCGAUAAGCACAUUGCGGUGGAUAUUGCGCGGUGGCAUGGGUUUAUCCGCGUUAAGCUGAAUGGACAUGUCGGUGUCGCGGUGCAGGAUGCGUUGACGAAGGAUGGGGUGGUGCAGGUUGUUGACACGGUGCUGAUUCCCCCGCACCCGCGGAAGCAUCGUGGGGUUUGGGAUGGGGAGAGUGAGAGGGGGAUUAGUGUUGAUGAGUUGGUUGAGAGGCUGGGGCCUUAUGUUGAAGAGGUUGAGGGUGAGGAAGCUGGGGUUGAGGAUGUGGAGGUUGAUGGGGGUGUGGAGGUGGAGUUGUAAAGGAAGGAUUGUGAAAGUGAGUGAUAAGUUGCUAUGAUAUGACGAGUAUGAAUACAUGAGGCUACGGACGGUAUGGUAUGGUAUGAUAUGAUAUGGGAAAUUGGGCAAAUUAUUUGAAACGGACAUGGGACCGGACCCGCGUAAAGGAAAACGUACGCCGCUCUAUCUUCUAUCUACGCAAAAAUAUAAAAGAGAGAUCGAGUAAAAUUUACAGAUUGUGAUUGCAUU